GUCCACUACACAAAACAGACAUUCAAGUCCAGCAAAAAGGCGGGUUUGCUUGAUAAGUCAGCAAUGUAACCCCACACAACAAUAUAAAAAGAAGUCACCAUCUGAUACCAGUAAGGUAAAGUCCACUUAACAGGCAUUACAGCGCAGUAAAACCUUGAACAGAACGAAGACAUUAUGCAUCUUCAGGGAUUGGUGUAUUUAUUGUUGCAUGUGUGUUUCCAUUCAUCGGCGCAUUUGUCAUCUUUAUCCAACGAAAAAAAGCAUGAACAAAUGGACGUUUCCUCAAAUAUCACCGGACAGCAGCAAGUGCCCGUUCUUUUGCAAGGAACUAUGAAACAACCAACAAGUCAUACCAAUACGCUAGAAGAGGACAUUCAGGACAAUAUGUAUGAGUAUAUCACCGACAAUAUCCCCGCCGCCACCACCACUAAAAACAUCCUAAGAGAAAUACAGGAAGAGACAAAAUUUCUGCAACUGUUACAAGGAGAUGCAGCUGACGAGGACGAUUUGGUUGAAUUUAUCACGGUCUCUAAUUUGAAAGAAUCAAAAGCCAAAAAGACAGAUGAUAAAUCAUCCACUUUGGAGCAAACAACUAAACCCAAUGGACAUGAAAUUAAAAAAUCAAACGACCAACAUGUUAACAUUCCUGCUAGAAAACAAGAUAGACUACUGCCGCUCGGUCAAACAAUACGACCCCCGCACGGGAAACUCACAAUAAUGGAUCUAACUGCGAAGACCUAUGGCUCGUCAAAGUUGAGCAGUUCAAGGAUUCGACACAGACGUGAUCCAUCUGGAGGAUCUGGAGAGUCAGGGGAUGGUUCAGGUGACUUUGAAAAUGACACCACCAUCCGAAUAUCCACUGAAAUGACUUCGCUGUCAUCCCAAGUUUUGUCAAGUACCGCCCCUAGUACUGUCACCUCAAUUCCUUUAACAACAUUGACGAAAAAUACGCCCACAUCUCCUAAACCUUCUGAGGAUCCUACAACUACUGCAAGCAAGCAAGAUAUUCCACAGAGGAUAAAUAUAGAGUCAACAUUUCUGCAAACCCUAGAGAAACGUGUACCAAUGUCGCUAAAAUUCAACGCAAGUUUCAAUGAUUUAAAGACCACCUUUGAAGAGAAGAAAGCUGAUUUAGAGAACCAGAUAUUCACUACAUUCAAUUCAACUGGAAUGGAGGGUCUUCUUGGAGUGGAAAUAACCAAAUUCAGCAAAGGGAGCAUCAUAAUCGAUUACACCCUAAUUUUUGCCCUGAAAGUGUUCCUAAAUAAUUCUGGCAAUUCCAAUGAUGCAUUGACCACAAUUAAAGACGUUUUGAGUGGCAACAGAACUCUUCAAGUAAAAGUGGAUAACAAGAUAUACGGUUCGGACGAACAGUAUGCACUUAAUGAAUUACAGAAAAUAGGUGAGUUUGACGAGGUUUUUUCUGAGGAUUCUGAUGCUGCACACAUCGGCACCGGUGGCCUGGUCUAUGCCCCGCCUUCGUUGUCAAGGGCCGUUGGCAUGGGUAAACUCGGUGGGCGGACCUUUGCAGCAUCAGCACGUCUAGGGAAACAAUAG
Messenger RNA from Lingula anatina, 1557 nucleotides. RefSeq lists its product as uncharacterized. The record is from RefSeq and is a predicted model, not a curated record. Lineage: Eukaryota; Metazoa; Brachiopoda; Lingulata; Lingulida; Lingulidae.